GACACGGAGGGAUGGAGGGUGGGACGGAGGGCGGGCGGCCGCCGGUUGCCCUGGCGAAGGCGACGCCACAGGGGCCUCCGCGCGGACAAAAUGUCGGCGGGCGGCAGCGGCGGGGCCCGGCAGGACGGGGACACGCCCGGGGUGCGGAGAGCGGCCGGCGGCCCCCCGCCGCCCGCGGGGCCCGGCGCGCUGAGCGGAGCCUGGCUGGCCAAGGAGGAGCAGUACAAGCGACUGAAUGCAGAAUUAGAAGCCAAAACAGAAAAACUGGUGCGUCAGGCUGAAGAGCUGAUGAAAGGCCAACAGAAGUUACUAUCUCGACCAGUUUCAGUACAGUCUAAGUCACCUGAAGAUGACAGACAGAGAGAUCCACUCUUCCACUCCAGUCCUGAAGUUUCAUCUCCUACACACUCACAUGCCAAGGUAGCAAGCAAGAAGAAAUGUGCUGCUGCAUUCACAGAUCAGAACAGACAGUACUCUGGAAGUAAGGGAAAAAGAACAACUGCAAGUUCAAAAAUAAGAAACAUGGAAGUGCAAAGUGCUGAUGGUGUUGCAGUACUGGAAGAUUGCAUAGGUUUUUCUUUAACAAAAGCAAUAAGCAAAGUUGAAGAAAAACUAAAGAAAGGAGUCUUACCAGAUUGUCCAGAUGAUGAUAUUAUUCCAAGUGUUGGAAAUGAAAUGGGAGCAGAAGCUCAAAUCAGAUUUCUGAAGGCAAAGUUACGUGUUACACAGGAAGACCUGGCAAGUGUAGUGUUUGAAUGCAAGAAAAAGGAUGAUCAAAAUCAGAAUUUAGAAACUCGGCUUAAAGAUACUGAAGAAGAAAACUCGAGACUGCAGCGAACGAUCAGCGUGCAGCAGAGUCAGACUGAGAAGUACAAAACGUUGUCACAGGAAGCAAACAAAAAAAGUGAAGGGUUACAACAAGAAGUCAUUGCACUAGAAAAGGAACUGGAGAACCUAAAGCGGGUCCAAAAGCAGGCCACAGCCAGUCAGAGUGCCACAGAGGUUCGACUGAACAGGGCCCUGGAGGAGGUGGAAAGGUAUAAAGUGGAGCUGAACAAACUGAAGCAAAGCAACAAGGAUGUAGCUAACCAAGAACUCAAAACAAUUGAAGAAUUAAAAACAGAAAACAAGAAACUGCAGAAACAAAAAGGAGAGCUAAUUACAGGUUUUAAAAAGCAGUUAAAGUUAAUUGAUAUUUUUAAGAGACAAAAGAUGCACAUUGAAGCUGCCAAGAUGCUUUCUUUUACUGAAGAGGAAUUCAUGAAAGCUCUUGAGUGGGGAAAUUAUUGAUUCCAUUAAAAAACAGCUUCUGUUUGAAAGACAA
Molecule: messenger RNA, 1324 nt
Organism: Corapipo altera (White-ruffed manakin)
Lineage: Eukaryota; Metazoa; Chordata; Aves; Passeriformes; Pipridae
Gene: TEX9
Product: testis expressed 9
Exons: 12
Coding region: 91-1290 (399 amino acids)
Source: RefSeq, a predicted model, not a curated record